Helicoverpa zea (corn earworm) is the source of this 9148-nucleotide messenger RNA. It is a transcript of the gene sdk, whose product is annotated as protein sidekick. NCBI's taxonomy places the organism in Eukaryota, Metazoa, Arthropoda, Insecta, Lepidoptera, Noctuidae. Gene Ontology annotation, molecular function: protein binding. Bases 411 to 7046 code for a protein of 2211 amino acids. The transcript has 29 exons. Gene Ontology annotation, biological process: cell-cell adhesion. The record is from RefSeq and is a predicted model, not a curated record.
CGUUUUGCUCGUCAAGUCAAGUCGCGUCCUUCGGGCGAUUGUGCAAUGAAGUUCAUGUCAUGAAACUUUCGAAGUUUGUAAAACUUUCAAAAAAUAAUUUAAAGAUGAUGUUAAACUUAUAAAUAGUGAAUUCAGUGAAAUUUAAUUAUGUGAAAGGGUAUAUAAUCUCUUCAUUUAUAUAUAUACAAAGUUGAGUGAACUUAUGAAGUUGUGAGUAAUCCCUACCUUGCCCAUGCAAGGCGAGCGAAUUCCACAGGUGAAUAACGAAUGUUGUGGCAACUAAAAUCCUAGCAACCGAACGAAAAUGAGCGGAUUCUCUGUAGAGUUUAAUUGAAGUACAAAAGUGUUUAUUUUAUUCAAGGAAGAUGUAGACAAAAGUGUGAAACACAAACAAGAAGAUUUAACGUGUCAUGGAAGAAUUAGAGCGGUGGUUCAAGAUGUAUUGCAAACAGUUUUUUGGCACUUUUAUCAUAUUAUUUUUCUUCUCCAUAAAUCCCAUAUCUACAAUCAACACUACAGUACAAAUGCAACCACCGAGGUUUAGUAUGCAACCCUCUUCAUCAAAUAGUAUCGUCAGAGAAGGCACCACCAAAAUCUUACAAUGUUCUGCAAUGGGCAUACCACAACCAAUGUACAGAUGGUUGAGAAACGGUGUACCGCUCAGUGAUUAUUCAUCAGAGCUGUUUUAUAAGAUUCAUAAUACCCAGCGACAAGACGCCGGAGCCUACCAGUGUAUAGCUAAAAACGACGUCGGAGCAAUAUUCAGCGAAAAGAACAACAUUGUCGUCGCGUAUAUGGGUGUAUUUGAAACUAUAACUGAGACAGUAGUCACUGCUGAAUCUGGUAAAGCGGCAGUGCUAGCGUUUCCUAGGAUAGAAUCAGAACCACCGCCGUCAGUCAUAUGGCAAGAUGAAAACGGUGCUCUGAGAUAUGAUCAGAAAUAUGCUGUCACUGAUAAACACGAACUGGUCAUACUAUGUACUUCACACGAAGAUGAGAAAGCUUAUAGAGUGCGUGCCAUAAAUACACAGCUAGGUAAGGAAGAAAACAGUCCUUACAUAAAACUUAACGUUUAUGGAAAUGACAGCAAAGAAAUACCACCAGAAAUAAUAAUAAAACCACAAGACACGAAAAUAGUAAAAGGACAAGAAUACACAAGUUUAUAUUGUAUCGCAAACGCUAGACCUUUACAUGAAUUAGAAACCUUAUGGUUUAAAGACGGGAUAAUGAUUGAUUUAGCUGGAAUCACGUUCGACUUAAACGAUCAGUGGAACAGGACUCUUACUUUAAUAGCGGCCAAUUUGACGCACACUGGACAGUAUACAUGCCAAGCCAGGUUAAAAACUGGAGGGUACGCCACUGUCACAGCUUCAGCUUUUGUUACGGUAUUAGAAAAACCAGUAUUUUUGUCAAAUUUAAAAUCGGAAACAUUUGGCGAAUUCGGUAGUACCAUAGUACUAGACUGCAACGUUCAGGGUAUUCCGUUGCCGAGUAUUACUUGGUACAAAGAUUCAAAGAAAAUCGCUAGUGUCGGAGCUGACGCCGAAGAGUCUGAUAAUCCAGACGCGGACGACGGCGGUGGUAGAUAUCGAGUGGAAGUAGACCGCUCACUCGUCAUCAACAACCUGAAAAUGGAAGAUACUGGGAUAUACCAGUGUAUUGCCAGCAACGAAGCCGGAGAAUCUUCUAUUUAUACAUGGCUGAAGAUAAAAAUGAAGGACAAUAGGCGGUUGCCACGAAGUCACAUGAAGUUAAUAAGAAUGAGGACCUCAGAUAAAAAAGCAAAAACAUUCAGAUUUGACACCGGCACGUCCCCGCCCAUAAUGCAGAGUCCGCCGACCAACCUGACCGUGCUCGACGGCAAGGACGCCACCGUCACAUGCCGUGCCGUUGGAGCACCCACUCCCAACGUCACCUGGUACUUUAACGAUUCAAUAAUCGUAAACUUAUCGGCAAGGCUACAAACACUUGAAGAAGGCGACCUGCUAAUCACAAGUACUACGACCGCCGAUAGUGGAAAGUAUACCUGCGUUAGAUCAAACGAUGCUGGGAACGUAUCCGGAGAGGCUUAUCUCACUGUACUAGUGAGAACGCAAAUUAUUGCUCCACCUGUGGAUACACGAGUGUUAUUGGGUCACACAGCAACGCUACAAUGCAAAGUAUCGAACGACCCGAAUGUGAAGUACAAUAUUGAUUGGUUUCACAACAAACAGCCAAUGACAGCUGGUUCCCGCGUAUGGGUGUCAGCAGACGGGGCACUGCAAGUGCAGGCUGUGCGAGCCAGUGACGCGGGCGAGUACACGUGCGUGGUGACGUCACCAGGCGGCAACCAGACCCGACAUGCUGUUCUGUCCGUCAUCGAACUUCCUUUUGCUCCUACCAACGUCCGCGCCUUCAAACUGGAGGCUGCGUCACAGCGAGCCGUCAACGUCACGUGGACACCAGGUUUUGACGGAAAUUCUCCCAUACAAAAAUUCAUCGUACAAAGACGCGUCGUUCCCGAGUUCGGACCGACGCCAGACCCACUACUGAACUGGGUAACGGAGCCGGUGAACGUGUCAGCUAACCAACGUUGGGUCCUAUUGACUAGUUUGAAAGCUGCUACGUCAUAUCAGUUCAGAGUAUCAGCUGUUAACACAGUCGGCGAGGGUCCUGCUUCUGAUCCUACCGAUGUUCUGACAUUGCCUCAAGAAGCCCCAUCGGGUCCUCCCAUUGGUUUUAUGGGAUCUGCGCGAUCUUCAUCCGAAAUCAUUACUCAGUGGCAGCCACCACUUGAGGAGCACAGAAAUGGCCACAUCUUAGGUUACGUCAUCAGAUACCGACUUCGGGGUUACGACAAUAGCCCGUGGACAAACCAGAACAUUACUAAUGAGGCACAAAGAAACUACCUCAUUCAAGACUUGAUUACGUGGAAAGAUUACAAUGUACAGAUCGCUGCGUACAAUGACAAGGGCGUAGGAGUAUUUUCAGAUAGCUACACUAUUAAAACAAAGGAAGGUGUACCCGAAGCGCCUCCUGACAGCGUUCGCUGUGAGCCGUUCAACUCGACUGCUAUAUCCGUUUGGUGGACACCUCCCAACCCACAGAAAAUUAAUGGCAUUAACCAGGGUUACAAAAUACAAGCGUGGAUCUGGGACGAUAAGGAAGGAGCUAAUGUUGAGCAGAAACUUAUAAGUGUGCCCCCCAACCUCCUGGAUCCUUUGACUGAACAGACAGCCGUCAUUACCGGUCUCGAGAAGUUUACUGAGUACAACAUAACGGUGUUAUGUUUCACGGAGCCUGGUGACGGACCGCCGAGUGAUUUUAUGCAUGUUAGGACGAACGAAGACAUUCCGGAUGAAGUAGGCAGUUUACUCUUUGACGGUAUAUCGGAUCGCGCCGUGAGAGUAUCUUGGACUGCACCGAAAAAAUCUAACGGCAUCUUGAUUGGAUACAAGCUUUCAUACGAAAUGAGAGAUAACAACGAAACUGUUAGAGAAGAGGUUUUGCCACCAAACGUCACCAGUAUUAGGGUGGAACACUUGCAGGCCAGUACACACUACAAGUUCUGGUUGUGUGCGAUGACGGCAGUAGGCGAAGGGCCGCCGAGGGCUGCUGUGAUCCAAUCCGGCGUUGAACCAGUGCUGCCGGAUGCCCCUCGCAACUUAGCGCUGUCCAACAUAGAAGCCUUUUCUGUACUACUGCAGUUCACACAUGGCUUUGAUGGCAACUCCUCUAUAUCUCUAUGGACAGUACAGGCUCAAACAGCGCGAAACUCAUCAUGGGUGACAAUAUUCGAGUUAAACGCGCCUGACGCCCAGUCUAUACACGUAACCGGUUUAAUACCAUUUACUACGUACCGACUGCGACUGAUAGCUACGAAUGUAGUUGGGUCCUCCCCGCCCUCCGAGCCGUGCAAGGAGUUCCAAACUAUACAGGCACCGCCACAACACCCGCCGAAGAAUGUUACUGUCCGUGCUGUUAGCGCGACUAAUUUGCGCGUUAGAUGGAUUCCACUACAACAAAGUGAAUGGUACGGCAAUCCAAAAGGAUAUAACAUAACAUACACAAAGAGCGACAGUAACGAUACACUGCACAGUAUUAUUGAAGACCACACUGCAAACUCUCACGUAUUGUCUAAUUUAGAAGAAUGGUCCGUAUAUGAAAUACGUAUGACGGCUAUUAACGAAGUAGGCACUUCAGUUGCCAGUCCCACGGCUACGGAAAGGACGAGAGAAGCUGUUCCAUCAAGAGGUCCCAUCGAUGUAUCAGCGAAUGCCACAUCAUCAACUACAGUGGUCGUACUCUGGGGAGACAUCCUACCACAAGAACAAAACGGCCUCAUUGAAGGAUACAAAGUGUGUUACGCGGCCAUAGUGCCACCGCCGAGACCUGAACAAAAGAAGGUCGAAUGCCAAGCCGUGCCGUCCAACCAGACACACACUAUAACGCUCACAGAGUUGAGGAAAUACGUCGUCUAUCAAAUACAAGUAUUAGGAUAUACGCGAUUAGGAGACGGAGCCUUAAGUGAUCCCCCUGUUACAGUCAGAACUUUCGAAGACACUCCUGGUCCACCAUCCAACGUGUCGUUCCCUGACGUGACGUUCACGACGGCGCGUAUCAUUUGGGACGUACCAGAGGACCCCAAUGGAGAGAUUCUGGCGUAUCAAGUAUCGUACCAUCUCAACAGUUCCGCAAAGCCGAUGUUUACUAGAGAGUUCCUACCUUCUGAUAGAACGUUCAGGGCUACGGAGCUGGAAUCAGAGCGCUACUACCAGUUCAGCGUGCGCGCGCAGACGCGGCUGGGCUGGGGCGGCACGGCGCGGGCCCUCGUGCUCAGCACCGCCAACCGCGCCGCGCCCGCGCCGCCCGCCCGUCCCAAUGUGGCCCGCUCGCUGCUGCAGCCGCACCACAUUACUUUCUCCUGGACGCCCGGCGACGACGGAUAUGCGCCGCUCAGAUACUACACGGUACAACAAAAGGAGGAUGGUGGAACUUGGCAAACGAUUCCCGAGCGAGUGGACCCAUUCGUGACGUCAUACACGGCUGAAGGUCUCAAGCCGUAUACAGCAUACCAGUUUAGGAUUAGAGCGACCAAUGAUAUUGGACCCAGCCGAUACAGUAAUGCUACAGAAACUGUGCGGACUUUGCCUGCUGCUCCCAGCAAAGCCGUAGAGAACCUCCACGUAGUACCGAUCACGCCGAGCAGUGUUCGCGUGCAGUGGUCGGCGCUGGGCGAGGCGCACUGGAGCGGCGACACGCGCACCGGCGGCUACCGAGUGCGAUACCAGCCGCUCACUGACUUCCCUACUGCGUUGCAGCAGACUAUGAAGCAAGAUGUGCCGGGUAUUAAGAGCGAGGAGGUAGUGCUGACGGACUUAGCACUGGACCGCAACUACGAGAUCAGCGUGUGCGCAGUGAACUCGCAGGGGCUGGGCCCGGGCGGCACGCCGGCCGUGGUGUGGGUGGGCGAGGCCGUGCCCACAGCGCCGCCGACGCGCACCACCGCCCGAGCUCUGUCACCUACUGAGGUGGCGCUCAGCUGGACCCCGCCUGCGCCUGCCAUGCUUAACGGCGAUCUGCUGGGCUAUAAGAUAUUUUACCUCGUGACUGAUUCCCCUGAGGAGCCUGAGCCUGGCCGUCGCAUAGAAGAAGAGAUCGAGGUGGUGCCUGCCACGGCUACAUCACAUUCACUCGUCUUCCUUGACAAGUACACGCAGUAUCGUAUACAGGUGUUAGCAUUCAACGCUGCCGGCGACGGUCCUCGGUCAACAGCCAUUACUGUCCGAACGUUGCAAGGCCUACCUUCAGCUCCACGCAACAUUACCUUCAGUGACAUCACUAUGAACAGCCUCGUCGUGGAGUGGGAGCCGCCGUAUCGUCGUAACGGCAUCAUUCAAGCGUACCUCGUCACUUACGAAACUAUCGAACAAGAUGAACGUUUCAGUAAGCAAGUAAAGCAAAAAGUAACAGAGCGUCGUCUAGCCGUGGGCGGGUUAGAAGAGGAGGUGGAGUACCGGUUCAGCGUGCGCGGCGUGACUGCGGGCGGCGGCGCGGGCGCGGCGGCGGAGGCCCGCGCGCGGUCGGGCCCGCAGCCCGGCUCGCCCGCCGCCCCGCGCGCGCUGCAGCUGGCGCCCGAGCCCGCCGCGCUGCGCCUCCGCUGGAUUAACGCCGCGCCCGGACAGGCCCCGCUCAAGGGGUACUACUUCGAAGCACGCCGCAAAGACGACACAAGAUGGGAAACAAUAACCAGAACCAACAAUGGCGUGCUAGAAGAGUUUACUAUAUCGUACCAGAGUUUGUUGCCGUCGACUGCCUAUUCAUUCCGCGUCAUAGCGUACAACAAGUUUGGAAUUAGCAACCCUACGUACAGCGACAAAGUCAUCGUGACUCCUUCAAAAUUGUAUUUGGAGUACGGGUACCUGCAGUACCGACCUUUCUACAGGCGCACUUGGUUCAUGGUGGCGCUAGCAGCGGCAUCUAUCAUCAUCAUAAUUAUGGUCAUUGCAAUUCUCUGCGUCAAGAGCAAAAGCUAUAAAUAUAAAAAAGAAGCACAGAAAACCCUGGAGGAAUCUCUAGCGGGUGAGAGCGACGAGCGCGGCACGCUGGCCAUGGAGCUGUACCGGUCGCGGCAGAACUCCAGCGGCAGCGGCGGCGCGGGCACGCUGCGGCGGGCGGCGCCGCUGGCCAAGUCGCCGCCGCGCCCGGCGCCCGGCUCCGUGGCCUACCACAGCGAUGAGGAGAGCCUGCGCGCCUACGACGAGAACCCCGACGACUCCUCGCUCACGGAGAAACCCUCCGAGAUGAGCUCCUCCGACUCCCAGAAUUCUGAGAGUGAAAACGAGAGCGUCAGAUCGGAGCCACAUUCGUUUGUGAACCAUUACGCGAACGUAAACGAUACGUUGCGGCAAUCGUGGAAGCGACAGAAGCCAGUGCGCAACUACUCGAGCUACACGGACUCGGAGCCUGAAGGCAGCGCCGUGGUCAGUCUCAACGGCGGCCAAAUCGUCAUGAACAACAUGGCCCGCUCUCGAGCGCCGCUGCCGGGCUUCUCGUCAUUCGUAUGACAGGAGCCGGCCAGCACGGCGCCCGCCGAAGCCGUGCACAUGUAACAAUUCACUGCCCAUUCCCAAGUAUUUAGUUAAGUUGGUAGCUAUUGCAAUUGUACAUAUCGAAUAUAAUUUUUAAGCUUUAAUUAAAUUCGUAAAUUAUCUAACUUUAAAUUAUGAUGCAGUUGAUAUUUCAGAUUAAAUAUUAGGAUAUUCUAAAAGUAUAUUCAUAUAUUAGUAAGCUCAAAUAACACUUGAAUACAACUGUAAAUGAUCCUCGCCAGUAUGAGUGUCAUUAACCAUUUUAUAAUGCCAUACCACAAAAUGAAUUCGAUCAUUCGAUUAGAAGCACGUAUAUAUUUAGUAAUAAUAAAUAAUGACAACUGUCGGCAGCUAUUUUAUAGGGCGUUAAUUUUAUAUUGAGAUCUCGUAUAGUAAUUUUGCAUGUUUUAUUGAACAUUUAAUGUAUUUCUUUUCUACAUUAAACAAUAACUUUUGAAAGCAUUUGAAUGUUAUCUACAUAAUUAUUUUCUAUAGACAGUUAUGAUCAAAACGUUCAUUUUCAAUUGUGAUUAAACAAUAAUGAUUUUUCUAUUAAAAAAUAUUAGUAGUACAUAUACAUACAUUAUUUGCAGCUCAAAAAAUACUGAUUGUUGUCGCAAACAUUUGACUAAGAUAAAAAAAUCUUCAUUAUGACUUGAUCUCUAGAUAAUGAGUGCGUUUUGUGCAGCAAAAUUAUUUUGUAUCUUGUAGUUUACCAUGAAAAUUAUUCAACUCACAAAAUAUUAUAAAAAGAUAUUGACCAAAUAUUUGACUAUAUGUACAUACAUAUAACUGUUAUACUGACCAAUAUUACGACCCGUAAUAAUCGUGGUGGUUGUCUGCGCCUAACGGGUCUGCUACUCCUGAAUUAUAAUAUAUAAAUACAUAGCUAUGCAUAUAUAUGUAUCAACUUUUUAUCCUUCUUAUCAAAAAUAUUAAUCAGUAUUGAAUAGUGUUUAGAAAUGUUCUUUAUUAGCUGUUGUUCCAGUUAAGUAAAAUAAAUAGUAAUGUAUCUAAAAGAUCAGAAUGACUCGUAGUUUAACAUUUUAUAAUAUUUUUACAAUUUAUUAUAUGCAAUUGACUGAUAGCUGUAGUGUCUAAUUAUGUGUGUAAAUAUAUCUUAAUAAAAUGCAUCAAUUUUAGAGUUUUUGACAUUUCUUUUACAAAUGUAAUAUUUGAAUAAUUUCAAAACCACACAACUAUACAUUACAAUUCUAUGAAUAAAUGUAAACUAGUGUUUGGAACAAAACAAACGUAACUUGUAAACCAAAAUUAUUAAAAAAUUGGACCACUACUUAGUAUUACUGUAAUAAAUGUUUUAAAUGUACUUAAAAACAAAGGUGAAUUUAAUCCACAUCUAUGAUUAUAAAGCGGUAAAGUAAAUGAAUUUAAUACUGUAAAAUGAUAUCUGUUUAUGAGGGUAAUAGCCUGAUAAACAUUAUUCCGAAAAAUAGUAAUAUGAAUUAAUUAUAAGGAUAGUCCAAAAAAAUUCAAUGGACUUGGUUAACUUAUAAUAGAUAAAGUGAACAAUAACAAAUUUUGAUCAAUUGGCUAUGGUUUAUCGUCGGAACUCUAGCACUUGGCAUUCCAUGUACACAUUGCAUAUUCCCUUAAAACAGAACUGGAUGGGUUUUACGUUUUUUUUUUUUUUAAAGCAGGUAAACGUGUCAUACUCUUGACUACGGUUUGGCAAAUUCGUAUGUGUACUCGUGUAUUCGUGUGAUACUCUCCAGGAAUAUUACUGUGUUUACAGCAAUUUUAUAAUAAUUUUAUAGAAUUAAAAACAGUCAUAUAUUCGAUACCAGAAUACAGUUCUAAGCUCAUGGAGGAGAAUACUAAUUACAUUUCGAAUAUUGUUUGGAGACACGGGGGACAACCUUCGCCAAGCGAAAUGGACCAAGAAGUAUUUGCCAAGCCCCUUACAAGUUCUGUAUACCUGCCAUGCGAUACUCCUCGACAGAUAUGCAGUUAAAAGGUGCAGGGGUGCCAUUAUUUUAUAGACUUUAAUUCAACUUUGUCUGCAGCUAUUAUCUUAGAACAUAAAUGUUUAUUUACUUUAUUAAAUAGCAUAAAUUAUU